Plasmopara halstedii is the source of this 390-nucleotide messenger RNA. RefSeq lists its product as uncharacterized. The transcript has 4 exons. The coding region runs from base 1 to 390 and encodes 129 amino acids. The record is from RefSeq and is a predicted model, not a curated record. NCBI's taxonomy places the organism in Eukaryota, Oomycota, Peronosporomycetes, Peronosporales, Peronosporaceae.
AUGAUGUUGAUCGCUAGCCAAGUGUCAAUAGUGCAGCAGCUGACACCAUACCUUCCGAACGCUUUGUUGAAAAACAGGUUAGAGCUUGCAGAGUAUCGUCCAUCUCAUCAUACGCGGCAGGAAGGUAUUUCGGUGCAAACGAGGCGAAGACAUCAGCUGAUGGUGGAAACGGAAGGAAGUGGUGGCCCAUUGCCAACGCUACAGGCUAGUAUUGGCGAAGACGAACUCUUUGCCGAUGCUGUUGUUGCGUAUAUGCUAGUGUUUAAGGUGUUUAAGACGUAUCCAAUAGCCGCAAAGCCCCCACGAAGAAAAAGACGCGGUAUAGAUGAACGAUGUGUUUUAGCUUGCUUGGACUAUUCUUUCGAAGUGGUCAAAAUCGACAGACUAUAA